CAAUAUAUACCUAUAUAAAUAUGUGCUAUUUCUUUGCUGCUCCGCCAAGCUUCAAAUGCCGCGCCAGUUGUGACCUGUCAUACUGAGGACACGCGUGGAUUAAGGAUUCCUCGGUGUCAACUAUGAAGGAUGUAAUAUGUGUGUGACUUAAGACAAAGGCAGAGGUGAUUACUGGAAAUUCGAGGAGUAAUCAAUAAGUGAUUGUGACAUGUCAUCAACUUCAAAAGGAAUGGAGAUGGAAACAGAAUUUCCUGAUGAGCCUGCAGCUGCUGGCUUCAGGCUCUAUAAGCUUGAAACCUCUGAGGGGAAGCAGUGUAGCCUCCUCCAAGCCCCAACUGUCCUGGAAGGCCUGGGCUCAAAUCCUAGUGAUACCUUCAAUAUCCUGAUGGCUGAUGUGUCUUCAUCCAUGUGCUCUUUCUGGUCACAUGUGGUAGAAGGAUGGACUACCUACAUUGAAAAUAAACUCUCUGGUGUAACCAAGCUUUUUGUGUUCAACCAAACUGUCACAUUCCUCCGUGACGGCACCACUCUCUUAAGUGAAGACAACCAAGGAGGCUGUACAAACAUAACAAAGGCACUGAGAACAGUAAAGGAUGAAGUGGAGAAAUGCACGCAGAGUUUUAUCCAAGUUUUCAUCAUCACAGAUGGUGGCCAUUCAUCAGGCUCCCCACUACCAGAAGAUGUGAUCCAGGAGAUGAGGUCUCCACCGGGAAAGACAGUGAAUGUCUAUCUCUUGGGAAUCUCGAGCAGUUUUCCUGUCAACUACAGCAUUGAUAUCCGUUCACGGCUCCACAGUGGAAGUGCUAACCUGCCACCUCUCUACUGGGCAAAGCAUUCAGAGGAGAUUGUAGAACAGAUGGCAGAAAUUGGCUCUGACAUGGGCAGUCAUGUCAAGAUGGUGCUCAACCAGGAGGGUUUCAAACUGCCAGGGUUACCAGGUACCCAACUAAUCCACCGUGGUGAGUGGCUGUAUAUACCUAAGGCACCAGAGGAAUUGGUGGGUUUGAAAGUGAGUAUAAAUGAUGAAGAGGAGAGGAAAAUUCCAAUAGCAACACUGGAGACCACCAUUUACACCCUGCUGGACCAUGUAUUUCCUCAGUGGAACUCUGUACUUAUCCAGCAGCACCGGAAAAAAGAACAGGUCCCGAAGGAGGUCUUUGGUCUGAUGGACUCAUUGUUUAAGAUGAAUAUGGAGAAAGUACAGAAGGCAUCUAGUGAUCUCCACACUACUAUUAAAGAGCGGCUGAUGAACAAAGAGGAGAGGACAUUAGAGAUGAGGUAUAAAACCAUGAUGAACAUGAGUCGUACUGUCAUUGAGGUGGAGGGUAAGUACAUGGAUGAGAUAGAGCUGGCCAACAAUAUCCUGAAGAGUACUGUCUCAGGCGGCAAAUAUGACACAAAAGUCCUCAAGAUACGUGGACGUGGGCUGGAUGAUUAUGAUAAAGACAAGGAAGAGUUCUUCAAUAUAUAUAAGAAGCAAGAGGAGCUUAUUAGAGCCCUGCCACAGCCUCAACCAGAGGAUUGCUGUCGCAUCACAAUGUCUUCAACUCUGUCAGAUCUCCAAGACCAAGAUUUCCCUCUUUUGAAGGAUGAAGAUAAGUUUACAAUGAUGAAGACCUUCACCAUGUCAGGAAUUCCAGCCUAUGCACCAAUCCGUGAUGCUACAAAGAUAAAUUCAUGGACACUCAGCAUUCGUCAAAUUCUGGUAACUCCCUUCACUGUCCUCAGUCAGCGUGCCAUUGAGGCCUUUGCAGAGAUGGAGGGAGCAGACAAGCUUGGCAGUGCUAACAAAGAUGUGAAGCUGAAAGCAGAUGAUGACACUUCACGAUUCAAUAUUGUCAUCCCGAUCGUACCUGCUUAUGCGGCUGCUGCCCUCAAGCCUCUUGUGCGGUCAAACCUUUAUGCCAUGCUAACCACCUUUAGCAUCCUCAAGGACCCUCACAUAAUUGACUAUUCUGCCCAUCUUGCUGCCCUGGGCUGUGCCUGGGUGAAGUCAAUAGCAGAGCACCCUCCACCCAGUCGUCCAGGGUAUAUCACUGACCGUCUUGCUUCAAUUGUUGCCACCACUGAGCUCUACAUGGACCGUAAGAGCAUUACACACUACCUGGAGGUCCUUGGCAACACCCCAAACAAGGCCCUCAUGACAGAAGCCACUGAUCCCACCAACAAUCAAACUGUGAAGUGUGAGUCACUGGUCAAGCCACUUUUCCUCCUUGGCAUGAGGAAGGACAAGUUUACAACACCCCAACUGACUGCUAUCCUGGGGCUGCUCCUGGCUGAGUUUGUUGGCCGCUGUCUCAGCAAAUACAAGGAUGCUGAAGCAAAUGCUACACCCUUCAGCGACUUCUUUGCUGCUGAACUGAGUGAAUCUGCAAAGAGGGAGGAAUGGUUGACCAAGCAGAGCCAGUCCCUAAUUGAAGAAUUCAACUCAUCUUGUGGAGACCUGUUGAAGAAGUUUUAUGCACCUGAGACUGUGAAAAAAGCCUUUGAUAACUUUGUCAAGGGAAAGUCAGCAACACUGGGUGACCGUCUCAUCAACAACAUCACUCUGACUCUCAAUAUGGAGAAAGUGAAGCAUCUAAAAUACAUUGCGAGUUGUGGAGAUGUCACUUUCCACACCUUCAAGGCCUGGGCACAGGAAAUGGGUGUUCCUGAAGAGAACAUUCUUGCUGCAUAUGAUCCCUCACAGUUGACAGUGAAUGUGUGUGAGGCACUCAGCUUCCGCAGCUCUAAGGAGCGUCUGGACAGGAAGCAGAGGAGUUAUUCUGAGUGCAUGGAGCAUAUCAGAUCACAAGUCACUAAGGAGAAUGAAAAGGCUCUUUUGGAAAAUCUCAAAAUGAAGGAGAGUGAAGUUGUCGGUCAGUGGAAAACACAGUACAUGAAAGUGCAUGAGUCUCUUGUGCUGCCACUCACUCUUCAGCAAGUGGUGUCUCAGGCUCAAACACACAAAAUUGAUGUAACUGAGGAAACCUUCAGCCAGGUGUACAGGUAUGAUGCAAAGACUGGGCUGUUGCGUAAUGCCUGUCAGAUCCCUGGCUGCCCCUACUACCUGUUCCCUUCCUCAAAGUUCAACCAGCAUCUUGCAGUGGAACGAGCUGCGGGAAAAUUCCCUCAUUCAUUACACAAGGUGUCCAGGGAACUGAAUUCUGAAAGUGUGGACAAAGUGCUCGACUUGGUAAUAUCAGGAGAACACAGUGGUCAAAAUGGCAGAAAGAAGCAGGCCAUUUCUGAGACUCUCUCCUUACAAAAGUUGAAGUCAGAUAUUGAAGAGCUCUUGAAAGUGUACAGUGGUUUGUCAGCAUUGAACUAAAAAGGGUUGACAUCCAGGUGUUGUAUAGUUUGUAUAGUCACAAAACUGAAAACAGUCUCCUUUUCUUUAUCUGGAGAGAUUGAGGAGUUUCAUUCAUGUACAAAUUUAUAUGUGUAUUUACCUAGUUGUAGUUUUACAGGGCCUGAGCUUACGUUCAUGUGGUCCCGUCUCCAUAUCUGUGAACUUUAACUUAUUUUGUUUGCCGUAACAAGCAGAUUUAACAUGUCCUGAACCGGCACACCUUGUACACAAGUACAAAUCUGAGUCUUUCUACUUUGACUUCAUAUUUGUUGAACUUAGAUCAUUUACCCAGAGAAUGCCCUGUUGUGUCGUACAACUUACAAGUUGAUAUUUGAGCCUUAUUGAAUGAUGUAAAAAUUAAGUUUUUUAUUGCUUUGUUAUAGUUUGCAAAGAUGUCAGUUAAGGUUGGGUAAUUGUUAGACAACCUAUGUACUAACUCUCUCUUUAAAGCCACUGGUAGCCUGUUAAAAACUAUAUGACUGAUUAAGGAGUGUCCAGCUGUUUCUUCUGCUAGUAGGUCAACAUCAUGAGGCUUUAACUUGUAGAUAAGACCUCAUUUCAUUCAGAUAAACUUUAACUGAAGUAUAAUCAGAGUCAAAUUUGCCAGUAGGUGCUGCUUUUAAAAUGUUUUUGGAAGUUUUAUCUAUGAUGUAUAUACUUCACAUCCAGAAACUCUUGCUUAAGCAUUUGAAUGGCCAAAUGGUAGUUGGCAUCAGAGAUGGUUAGUGUUUGACCACUGAAAGAGUAUAAUCUCUUAAAUACCCAUAGAGGUAGUUUUGUUUAGCAGAUUAUUAUUUUUUUUCUGGAACCAAUAACAUUAAUAAAUUGUAUUAAAAAGGUAUAUAAG
Molecule: messenger RNA, 4178 nt
Organism: Eriocheir sinensis (Chinese mitten crab)
Lineage: Eukaryota; Metazoa; Arthropoda; Malacostraca; Decapoda; Varunidae
Exons: 9
Coding region: 209-3310 (1033 amino acids)
Source: RefSeq, a predicted model, not a curated record